Molecule: messenger RNA, 1791 nt
Organism: Phytomonas sp. Hart1
Lineage: Eukaryota; Euglenozoa; Kinetoplastea; Trypanosomatida; Trypanosomatidae
Source: the annotation of a GenBank genome assembly
AUGGAAAUACUUCCGACCUUUAUCGCAAAGGCAAUUUCUUCACGUAUCGACACACACUAUCCCCUUAUUCACACAAAAGAGUUAGACUAUGGAACAUCUGGUAUACGGACAAAAGGUGCUGUUUUACCGCCAGUUUCUGCACGUCUCAUAUUUAUUGCAGUGCUUCGUUCCUGGUCAUGUGGAUUAAAUUCUUCAAGCGAGCUUGUUAAAGAACGUGGAAGUAGCAUUGGUUUUAUUAUCACUGCUUCACAUAAUCCAUCAGAUGAUAAUGGCUUCAAAAUUAUCGAUUCAGACGGUGCGAUGUUGAAAUCUUCAUGGGAGAAAUGGUGUAAAAAAGCUGUUAAUGCAAAAUCCGGAGGUGAUUUAAUAAAUGUACUUAAAGAAUGCAUUACUGAGGAGAAUAUUACUUUUCCUUCAAAAAUUCCGAGUUCUUAUGGAUCUAUCUUGUUUGGUCGAGAUACAAGGGAGACAGGAUUGUGUAUUUUUGAUUCAGCAAAAGAUAUGCUUGAUAUUUUUUUAAAGGUUCCUUACACAGACUACGGCAUUGUAACAACACCCGAGUUGCAUUAUAUUGUAUGUAAGUUUAAUCUGGAGCUUCAAAAAGCAAUACCGGCAGCGAUUAACAUUGAUUCAUACCACCAGUGUAUUUUAAAUGCUUUUGAUCGUCUUAUGAGUCUACGUUUAAAUGGAGCGCCUAUAAAUCAACACAACCUCGUCAUCGAUACCUCCAAUGGAGUAGGUUAUCAUGGCAUGAAGCGUCUUAUUUCUUUUUCUGAGAGUAUUAGUGAUCAUGAUAUCCUAAAAAAAUAUUUCAAUAUUAUUUUGCUAAACACAAAUGUCGAACAAAGUAAUAAAUUAAAUGAUCUAUGCGGUGCCGAAUUUGUCCACAAAAAAGAUAGUCCAUCUGACGAAAUGAAUCAGUGGGCUGUUGUGAAUCAUAAAGAAAAAAAUUAUUCGCAUUAUUACAGUUUAGAUGGGGACGCUGAUCGUUUAAUUGCACUCAACUACAAUUCUUUGCCAAGCGAGAGAGGUAAGUGGUGGAACAUUAUCGAUGGAGAUCGCAUAUCUGUUCUUUAUGCUUUACUUUUACACAAAUGGUUAGGUGAUGACGUUAUGGAGUUGUUAGAUGUUGGUAUUGUUCUAACAGGAUAUUCCAACGGUGCCGUAACAAGGUUUAUUGAGGAAACGCUAAAGAUGAAGACGUAUGUAACCGCGACAGGCGUGAAGAACUUGCACCCCGUUGCGCAUAAGCUUGAUAUUGGGAUUUAUUUCGAAACAAAUGGACAUGGAACUGUGCUAUUUCGUGAUGGUCUUGAGAAGAAAUUAGAGGGUAGAAUAUCAACUCAGAAGGCUGAAUUUAUUUAUCUCAUACUAAAGACUGUUCCUUUGCUGCUUUCUCAGGUUUGUGGAGAUGCAAUUGCAGAUAUAUUAAUGUGCGAAGUCGCUUUAGAUGCGUUGCAAUUGUCUCCUCUUCAGUGGAUUCAAGUGUAUGAUGCUAGACCAUCCAUUCAAUCUAGAAUAUCCUUACCGGAUUCCUCCGUUAUUACUACUACUAAGGUACAAACUCGCGUAAUUACCCCUAAAGGGCUUCAAGAUGAGAUCGAUGAUAUUAUAAACUCUUUAGAACAGGAAUUUCCUAGUAAAGAUCGAGAACAAGGGAUGACUCGUGCUUUUGUGCGUCCAAGUGGAACAGAACCGGUUGUUCGGAUUUAUGCUGAAACAAGUACCAAAAACACCUGUAAAGUGCUGGAAGAAAAGGUAAGAGCUGCAGUUAUCAAAUAUUGUUCAUAA